AUGAAAUUUCCCAAUCUGUCGUCACCAACGCUUGCCCUUGAACAGUCCCGAAGAGUCACAUUCAACCCUGUCCCUGAAGUUUCACUCAUUGAGAAUACCAAACCGCGCAAGCUAUUCGAUAUGGCAGCCCAGUUGUACGAGACCUUCUCCGGAGAGCAGGUUACGGACGAUAUGCUGGUCAAAGCUGCGGAGCUUUUCAACGAAAAUUACGGGGUCUGGGGAAAGUGUUCAAACAAGGCUGGGAAACCGGUCAAGUUGAGUGUUCGACGACUGCGUCAGCAAUAUCUACCUCCGACCACCGACGAAGCUAGAAGUUUCUACAUUAGGGUGACUAUUAAUGGAAAUCUCGUCGGAAACGCGUUCGCCUGUCGCUGGAAAUGUAAGGGGAGCACGGUUUGCUGGAUUACCCAAUUGGUGGUAGAUAAGGAUCACCGUGACAAGGGACUUGCAAGUGGCUUGUUGAGAACACUCAGGGAGGAUUUCGAUGAUAUAUACGGUGUCAUGAGCUCUCAUCCUGCUGCUUGCCUAGCGGCCGCCAGAUCUUUCGCAAUGACUAUCGAAAAAAUCUCCCUUGAUUUCAUUCGCGAGAACGCCGAUUCUAUCAUGUCGACUUCUCCAAUCCCUUAUAUUCGGGAUGCCGAGCUAUGUGGAACUUUAUUCAAUUCAGAUGAUGCAAAUGGAAUUGUUUCAGGUGUUAACACUAACUUCUUUGUCGACCACAAAGAGCCAUUGGACGCAUUGGAAUUAGUUCAAAAACUCUGGCAAUGGCCAUUGGGGGACCUGCCCGACGGAUAUGAAUAUCUUCUUAUAAUGCCGGCCAAACAGCGUCGAUCACGUUCGAAAUCGGCCGAUGUUGGUCGCCAAUAA
This is a messenger RNA of Penicillium lagena, 867 nucleotides long. RefSeq lists its product as uncharacterized. Lineage: Eukaryota; Fungi; Ascomycota; Eurotiomycetes; Eurotiales; Aspergillaceae. The record is from RefSeq and is a predicted model, not a curated record. Bases 1 to 867 code for a protein of 288 amino acids. The transcript is spliced from 3 exons. Gene Ontology annotation, molecular function: acyltransferase activity, transferring groups other than amino-acyl groups.